This is a messenger RNA of Bacidia gigantensis, 1731 nucleotides long. RefSeq lists its product as uncharacterized. The coding region runs from base 1 to 1731 and encodes 576 amino acids. Gene Ontology annotation, biological process: pyrimidine nucleobase biosynthetic process; CTP biosynthetic process. NCBI's taxonomy places the organism in Eukaryota, Fungi, Ascomycota, Lecanoromycetes, Lecanorales, Ramalinaceae. Gene Ontology annotation, molecular function: identical protein binding; CTP synthase activity. The record is from RefSeq and is a predicted model, not a curated record. The transcript is spliced from 2 exons. Gene Ontology annotation, cellular component: cytoplasm; cytoophidium.
AUGAAGUACGUUCUGGUGUCUGGCGGUACAAUCUCUGGAAUCGGGAAGGGUGUCAUUGCGUCUUCAACAGGUCUUCUACUCAAGUCAAUAGGGCUGAAAGUAUCAUCGAUCAAAAUUGACCCUUACUUAAACCUUGACGCAGGGUUAAUGUCGCCUAUGGAGCACGGCGAGGUCUUCGUCCUUGAUGACGGCGGCGAAGUCGAUUUGGAUCUAGGAAACUACGAAAGGGACCUUGAUAUGACUUUGACCCGGGAAAAUAACUUGACCACUGGCAAGAUCUACCAGCAUGUCAUUUCGCGUGAAAGGAAAGGUGAAUAUCUCGGCAAGACUGUCCAAAUGGUACCCCACGUCACUACCGCGAUUGUCGAAUGGAUCGAGAGAGUCGCUCGAAUCCCCGUUGACGACACGAAUGAGUCAUCUGAUAUUUGCGUGAUCGAGCUCGGCGGCACUGUUGGUGACAUAGAAAGUGCACCUUUCAUCGAGGCGAUGAGACAACUUAGGAGGAGAGCAGGCAGAGGAAACUUCCUACAGAUUCAUGUGACACCAAUACUUGUCGUCAAAGGAGAGUUGAAGACCAAACCGACCCAGACUGCAAUCAAAGACGCACGAAUGCAGGGGCUGGCCCCUGAUCUUAUCGCCUGCCGGUGCCCUAUCGCUCUGGACGAGCAUGCGAGUAACAAGGUAGCCCUCUACGGAGACGUGGAUCGCGACCAAGUGUUGUCUGUCAUCGACGUUCCUUCUCUGUACCAUGUUCCAUUGUCGCUGCAUUCACAGAAUAUGUUGGGCCACCUUCGAGGACUGCUGGGUCUUGAUUCUAUUGAGAUGGACCAAAAACUUGUUUCGCGCGGAGCGAAAAAUUGGAAGGCGUGGAGAUCGUUGACCCUGGAACAAGAUCGUAUUCAUGAGUCUGUGACGAUUGCGUUACUAGGUAAAUACACAGAACAUCCGGAUGCGUACCAUAGCGUGGAGAAGGCUCUAGAACACGCUGCAAUGGCUUGUUCACGCAAAUUGGACCUGAAAAAAGUGUCAUCCGAAUUUUUAGAAGCAUCGUGCAAGGAAAAUGCCCCCGCUGAGUAUCAUAAAGCGUGGCAUUCAUUGCACACCGCUAACGGCGUCAUUGUUCCUGGCGGCUUUGGUGAAAGAGGCACGUCAGGUAUGAUUGAUGCAAUCAAGAUGUGCAGGGAAAACGGAAUCCCCUUUUUGGGGAUUUGCUUAGGAAUGCAGCUCGCAGUCAUCGAGUAUGCCCGCAAUGUUGGGAAUAUUCCGAGUGCCAGCUCAGCGGAGUUCGACGAGGGAGUCGAAGAUCCCAUCGUCAUCUACAUGCCGGAAGUCGACAGAACGACAAUGGGUGCAACUAUGAGGCUAGGUCUCCGACCCACGUAUUUUCAACCUGACAGUGAGUUCUCGCAGCUACGAAAGCUUUACGAAGGUAAAGCAAAAGACAUCGUAAAAUUGAACCAAACCAAUAAAGGGAGCAUUGCAAAUGGUACAGCUCAUGUAGAAGCCACAGGCAAAGGGGCGAUUGUUGAAAAGCCAGUCGAGUCUGAACUUAACCCUCUCGUGGUUAAUGAACGACAUCGUCAUCGUUACGAAGUGAACCCAAAGUACGUUACUCGCUUAUCUCAAGCGGGGCUGCCAUUUAUUGGCAAGGAUGAGAGCGGCGAACGGAUGGAGAUCAUUGAACUACGGAACCAUAAAUGGGAGGCGGUCGAGCUCGAUGACCCUGAUUGA